ACAAAUUUUCCUUGCCCUGUUGACAGUUUGACAAGAAUGACAAGAUGCCUAUAUAGUUAUUUUGUACACGCAAAAAAAUAAAGAUUAAAUAGUGUGUACGUUUCUGUGCAUCGCAACCGGUGAAAAUGUGAUAAAUUUCUACAAUAAAAUAAUUUUUAUGUUGAAUGUGAAACGUACAUUUUAAUAAAAUGAACUUAACUGCGGGAAAUCCGUAUGAAAAUGGCUUACUUUAUGCCGGUUUUAAUCAAGAUCAGGGUUGUUUUGCUUGUGGAAUGGAAAAUGGCUACAGAGUUUACAACUGUGAUCCAUUGAAGGAGAAGGAGAGACAUGAUUUUACAGAUGGAGGACUAGGAUAUGUUGAAAUGCUUUUUAGGUGCAAUUAUUUAGCUUUGGUUGGUGGAGGUUCAAAAUCUUUAUAUCCGACUAAUAGAGUUACAAUAUGGGACGAUUUAAAGAAAUCACCGGCAAUAAAUUUAGAUUUCAAUGCUCCUGUCAAGGGGGUAAAAUUAAGAAGAGACAGAAUAGUAGUAAUUUUGGAAGGAGUUAUUAAAGUUUACACAUUCACACAAAAUCCCCAACAAUUACAUGUUUUCGAAACAAAUCCCAAUCCCAAAGGUUUGUGUGUUUUAUGCCCGAAUAGUAAUAAUUCAUUACUCGCAUUUCCUGGCCGAAAAAACGGACACGUUCAAGUUGUUGAUUUGGCAAAUACCGAGAAACAACCGUUGAAUAUCGAAGCACAUGAGACGCCCUUAUCGUGCAUAGCAUUAAACUUGCAAGGAACAAGAUUAGCUACUGCUUCUGAAAAGGGUACUUUAAUUAGAGUUUUCGACACCCAGAGUGGAAUGAAAAUUAACGAAUUAAGAAGAGGUACAAAUCACGCGAAUAUUUAUUGUAUAAAUUUUAAUCACGACUCGACAUGGAUGUGCGUUGCGAGCGAUCAUGGCACGGUGCAUGUAUUUGCUGUGGAGGAUCAAAAACUAAAUCGACAGUCAAGCUUAGCCUCAGCAACUUUCUUGCCAAAGUAUUUCAGCUCUAGUUGGAGUUUCUGUAAAUUUCAAGUUCCCGAUGGACCUCAAUGCAUGUGUGCAUUUGGAAAAGAUAGCAAUAGUAUCAUAGUCAUAUGCGCAGACGGUAGUUACUACAAAUUCGUGUUUAAUAAUAAAGGCGAGUGCACAAGAGACUUUUACGCUCAGUUUCUUGAGAUGACUGACGACAAAAUGUGAUCAGUACAUUAAAAAAAGGAAA
Messenger RNA from Leptopilina heterotoma, 1245 nucleotides. Its product is annotated as WD repeat domain phosphoinositide-interacting protein 3. Gene Ontology annotation, cellular component: cytosol; extrinsic component of membrane; phagophore assembly site membrane. The coding region runs from base 189 to 1223 and encodes 344 amino acids. The transcript is spliced from 6 exons. Lineage: Eukaryota; Metazoa; Arthropoda; Insecta; Hymenoptera; Figitidae. Gene Ontology annotation, biological process: protein lipidation; protein localization to phagophore assembly site; nucleophagy. Gene Ontology annotation, molecular function: phosphatidylinositol-3,5-bisphosphate binding; phosphatidylinositol-3-phosphate binding; protein binding. The record is from RefSeq and is a predicted model, not a curated record.